UUUAGAGCAAAGACCGGUGCGCAAGUGCAUUGAAAAAAAAUAUAUUUCACCGAAUCGGCUUCUCUACGUACUCGGAGUAUGAGUUUUGCAUUGCACCGAUCUCCAACUGCCACAUGGAAUUGGAUCAAUGAGAAAAUAGUGAGGUGUAUUGGUUAAGCACUGGUGCAUUACACCAUUGAAAUUUGGAAAUGUACAAGCAACUAAUUAGUUUGAUAAUUUUUGCUGGCUAAUUAUUUAGUGCGAGAACAUUUGAGCUAAACAAGGCAAAUAGGCGAGCCUUGUAGCGACAGCAGAAAGAAACCGCCUGCCGUAGGUAAGGACACCACGGGACAAUUUGGUAAUUUCAUCUUUCCAAGGCAGCAAGCUGCCAGCCUCCCCGCUUAAAAGCGAGCGAAAAGCAAACAUGAGAGAAGAAAGCGAGGAGGAGAGAGGCCAAUCAACCAAUGGAUCCCGGGGACGCCUUCUCGGCGAACGCCUUCAAGUGGGAUCCCCGGGUGCCGGCGCCAACGCCGCUUCCUCACUGUCGGUCGAUGGAACCCCCACCACCGCCGGCGGCUGCGGGGGAAGAGGAGGCGGUGGAGCAGCGGCAGGAGCCGCGGGAGCUGGGGGAGGUGUUCGCGGGGUACGGGGUGCGGUACGCGACGGUGGCGCGGCUGGGGGAGCUAGGGUUCACGGCGAGCACGUUGGUGGGGAUGACGGAGGGGGAGGUGGAGGAGGUGCUGGCCGCCCUCGCCCACCUCUUCCGGUGGGACCUCCUCCUCGGCGAACGCUACGGCAUCAAGGCCGCCCUCCGAGCCGAGCGCCGCCGCCUCCUUCACCACCACCAGGCCAUGCUCUUCCUCCACCACGACCACAACCACCAGCACGCCGCCGGCGAUGAUGUUCGUCGAAGGAUGCUUCUUCUCAACUCCCCCGACCGCCACCUUCUCGCCGGGGUCCUCGACGCCCUCUCCCAAGGAGGACUGUCUGAGGAGCCGGUGCAGCAGGAGAGGGAGGCGGCGGCGAGCGUCGGGGAGGCGGCAGCGGCGGCGGCGAACAACGACGGCAGGGCCAAGCAGCGGCGGAGCACCACGAAAUCCAAAGCCAAGAAGAAGAGAUCAUCGGAGGAGGAGGGGGAGGAGGAGGAAGAUGGGUGGGGAACGGGAUCGGAGGGCUCGGAGGGAUCGGAGAGGAGCGUUGUGGAGCGGCAGAGGGAGCACCCGUUCAUCGUGACGGAGCCCGGCGAGGUGGCGAGGGCGAAGAAGAACGGGCUCGACUACCUCUUCCACCUCUACGAGCAGUGCCGCCACUUCCUCCUCCAGGUCCAGUCCCUCGCUAAGGAUCGUGGCGACAAGUGCCCCACCAAGGUCACGAAUCAAGUGUUUCGAUAUGCCAAGAAGGCUGGGGCGAGCUGCAUCAACAAGCCAAAGAUGAGGCACUACGUGCACUGCUACGCCCUUCACUGCCUUGACGAAGAGGCAUCAAAUGCACUGCGGAGGGCGUACAAGGAGAGAGGGGAGAAUGUGGGUGCAUGGCGACAGGCAUGCUAUAAGCCCCUCGUGGCCAUCUCUGCGAGGCACGGCUGGGACAUUGAUGCCGUCUUCAAUGCACACCCUCGCCUUUCCAUCUGGUAUGUUCCGACGAAGCUCCGGCAGCUCUGCCACCUUGCCCGCAGCAAUGCCGCCACCUCCAACUCUGUCUUGGGGGCCACCUCAUCCAACGGCUUCCCGCCGCCGCCGCCGCCGCCGCCGCGGACGACGACGGCGACUAUGUUUUAGUUGUCAAUUAGGAGCUGCCUGAGGUUUAUUUGGAGGCUGUGACAUGUAACUCUUCUUUACUGUAUCAUGACCUGUUUAACAAUGCAGCGUCUUGCUGCUAAGACAGGACUGGUCCUUUCAAAGGCAGAUUGAGAGGCAACCGGGCCUCAAAAAUUAUAUAGUGAUUUCCAUUGUUUGAUGCUGA
Phoenix dactylifera (date palm) is the source of this 1941-nucleotide messenger RNA. Its product is annotated as floricaula protein-like. Gene Ontology annotation, biological process: regulation of DNA-templated transcription. NCBI's taxonomy places the organism in Eukaryota, Viridiplantae, Streptophyta, Magnoliopsida, Arecales, Arecaceae. The record is from RefSeq and is a predicted model, not a curated record. Gene Ontology annotation, molecular function: DNA binding.